ACAACGAACAAUGUAACCGUGUCCAUUUGGACUCUGGUAUAUGGGCCAGACGAACCGGAACAAAACAAUGAAGAGGAGGAUCUGGAUUGCAGAGAGCCAAAUUGUGGCCCUGAUCUUCAUGAUUUCAGAGAUGACGAAGCAAGAGUAUAUCAUGCUAAUGACAUCGAGAUCAUUUCAUACAGGGAACCGGAAGCGGUUAUCUUGGAUAAUGAUCCUUAUGAAAGAGUAUACAACGAUCUGCCUGCUGGACAUCUUGUGUUGAGGAAAAUGCCUAUAUGCGAGUAUUGCGGUGCUAUAAGGUUAUCAAAUGAGGGUCUCAAUUUUUGUUGCAGGCAAGGAAAAGUUAAUAUAGUUAGCACACCAAUUCCUCCUGAUCUGCGUCGCCUAUUUACAACCCAGUCAGAUAGAGAUGCCUUGUAUUUCAGAAAGAAUAUACGAUACUUCAAUUCUCAUUUCUCUUUCACAAGCUUUGGAGCUAAUGUGGACCAUAAAGUCGCUACUGCAGCUGGUACUGAUAUAUAUACUUUCAAAGUGCAUGGACAGAUUUAUCACAGAUUGGACCAACUGAAAUCGGGGAAGAAAGGCUCACGUCAUAUGCAGUUGUACUUCUAUGACACUGAUGAGACCCUAUCACAAAGAAUCAAAAGAUCACCCCAUCUUGAUUCAAAAUUGAUUAGGGUCAUUCUUCUAAUACUUGAGAACAAUCUGUACGUUCGUGUCUUCAGGAGUGUGGGUCAGAUGCAAAAUUUGGACGAGUUGAAGAUUGAAUUGAACACCAGUAUUUCUGUUGAUCAGAGAAGAUAUAAUGCACCUGCUAUGGACCAGCUUGCGGCUAUCUGGCAGGAUGGCUUUGAUGAAAAAAACAAAUUUAAAAUGAGUAUUAUGGUUUUUCUAGAUUCUGGGGACCACAAUUUAUACGGGCAUACCAUGGUUGUUAUGAUCCGUUAGCGUACCCUAUCCUAUAUCCCGGUGGUGAGACUGGCCGGGAGGACAAGAGUAUAUUGUUGGAAGAAACACCUAC
Panicum virgatum (switchgrass) is the source of this 1021-nucleotide messenger RNA. RefSeq lists its product as uncharacterized. Lineage: Eukaryota; Viridiplantae; Streptophyta; Magnoliopsida; Poales; Poaceae. The coding region runs from base 268 to 948 and encodes 226 amino acids. The record is from RefSeq and is a predicted model, not a curated record. The transcript has 4 exons.